CGCCCGACGUGCUGCCGGCGGCGGUGGAAGCCACGUUUUCGGCUCGUUUGUUCUUUUCGCCGCCCCAGGCAUGUCUUGACAUAGCUGCGAGAGCCUGCCGUUUUCGUUGACUUCCGCCGGAUGUCUGUGGCCGUACCGUCAGCGUCUGGGGUCUGAGACUCGGUAGCGUAUCCCGGUGCGAGCGUGUGUGAAAUUCCCGUGAUCGGAGGCUGAAGGAGGAAGAGCUGGAAGAAAGGAGCAGUUGUGUUGGUUUUUCUUCUGGCCGGGUCAGCCCUCCUGGAUGGUCGCAUUACUCCCCCGUGGACACACUGUCAAGCGCGUACAGAGAAAGAGGCUCGACUAUUUUUUUCCCGCGAUUGGUAUUCGUCGUGAUCGUCGUGCAGAAAGAACCACUUUUCUCCCAGUUUGCUGGUCCGCACUGAGGCAGCGGGAAUAUGCUCAUGAAGGAGUACCGGAUCUGUAUGCCUUUGACAGUUGAAGAGUACAGAAUUGGACAGCUGUACAUGAUAAGCAAGCAUAGCCAUGAGCAGAGUGACCGAGGUGAAGGUGUGGAAGUGGUGCAGAAUGAACCCUAUGAAGACCCAAACCAUGGCAAUGGUCAGCUAACAGAAAAACGCGUCUAUCUCAACAGCAAACUGCCUAGCUGGGCUAGAGCAGUUGUUCCCAAAAUAUUUUAUGUUACAGAGAAGGCUUGGAAUUAUUAUCCUUAUACAAUCACAGAAUACACAUGUUCAUUUUUGCCUAAAUUCUCCAUUCAUAUAGAGACAAAAUACGAGGACAACAAAGGAAGCAACGACACUAUUUUUGAUAAUGAAGCUAAAGAUCUGGAGCGAGAAGUUUGCUUUAUUGAUAUUGCCAGCGAUGAAAUUCCUGAGCGCUAUUACAAAGAAUCAGAGGAUCCUAAAUAUUUCAAGUCACAGAAGACUGGGAGAGGCCAAUUAAAAGAAGGCUGGAGAGAGACCCAUCAGCCAAUUAUGUGUUCCUACAAACUUGUGACUGUGAAAUUUGAGGUCUGGGGACUUCAAACCAGAGUAGAGCAGUUUGUACACAAGGUGGUCAGAGAUAUACUAUUGAUUGGUCACCGGCAGGCUUUUGCCUGGGUUGAUGAGUGGUACGAUAUGACUAUGGAUGAUGUUCGAGAAUACGAGAAAAAUAUGCAUGAAAAAACCAACAUUAAAGUUUGCAACCAACAUUCAUCUACUGUGGAUGAAAUAGAGAGCCAUGCCAAAGCAAGAACAUGACAAUGGAUGAAGUCCGAGAGUUUGAACGAGCAACUCAGGAAGCUACCAACAAGAAGAUUGGGAUUUUCCCACCUGCAAUAUCUAUCUCUAACAUUUCCAUGCCUUCUUCAACCCGCAGUGCUCCAUCUAGUGCUCCAUCAACUCCUCUCUCCACAGAUGCUCCUGAAUUCCUAACAGUUCCCAAAGACCGACCUCGGAAAAAGUCUGCUCCAGAAACUCUCACUCUUCCAGAUCCAGUGAAAAAAAACCUUUAAAUUAACCCAGCAUGUUUCCUCCUGAUAAGCCAUGUCUACCACUGCAAGAGUGAUGUAACUCAAUUUCUACAAAGGUCAUGGUGGUUUGUUGGUUGUUUUUUUGCUUAAAAUAAUCUUACUGGUGUGGAAAGAUUACUUCUUUACUCAGACUUGAUCCUUAAAACCUUCAGAGAAGUGCAUGCAAGAGAACGUCGUUUAUAUAUUCCUAAAGUAGUGUUUCAAGCCAUAUGGUGCAUCUUACUGACAUACAAUGAAAUAGUCUGAGGGGAACCCUGUAAAAGAAAAUAAAUCUUUCUGUAGCAGUAUUCUACCUACAAAUCUUCAUCUAGGUCAUAGCAUUCAUAAUUAGGAGUAGGUAUUUAGUAAAGCUGCCAAGGACUUCUGAGGCAAAUUAGUGCCAACUAGAAUGCAGGGUUGACAGGAAAAAAACCCUCCCGUUUUCUUCUUUUAUAGCCGAUUUUAAAAUCCUUCCUACUCUCAGGCUUCUCCUGUGUAUUCAUCAACCUUUGACCUGUAACUCAUUGUACUUGAACACCAACAGCAAUCACUCAGAUUCACAUUUUGCUUAAUAUGACUCAGGAUUUGGGGCCUAGCUAACAAACGCAAAACUUUUCAAACCUAAAAUACCACUGUAUGGAAGCCCCAAUUGUAAUUAAUUAUACUGACUUUGAGGCCAUUGAACUAUUUCUAUCUUGCACAGAAUUUGUAAAAGAAACCACCUAUUUCUUGUAGAUAAUGUAUUUUAAUAGCUCUCCCCCGUCCUUUUGUGAUCUCUUAAGUCUGUAUUGGUGUUCAUCAAUGGUAUUCCAUGUGUAAGAUUGAAAAAAAGCAGCUAAAUUGAGCCAGUUGAGAAGCAAAACCAAUGAAUUCUGUCUUUUCCUCACUGGAAGAAGAGUGUAAGUAAGACCUUGAAUGUAAAGGAAAGGAAAUACGAGACUUCUUUUUCUUUCCUGCCUCGCGUCUUUCCCAAACGGCACGAUCUCUGCUAAGAGAAAGCUGCUGCCGGGCUUUACCAUCGUCUAGGGAAGGGGUGAACAAAAUCAGUCACUUUAAAAAGCAAAUGAAUUGUGGGGCUGCUCAGUCCUGUGUAGGGUGACGCUAAGGAAACAGAAGUGUUCCUCCUGGUCUGCAUGUGAAUCACUCAUCGAUCUCAGGAAUUAAAAUGUAGAAAAGGAUGUUUCCUGGUAGGGAAAUGUAGAUUGUGGAAGGAGGAGAAAAAUAAAUGGCAGAAGUGGUCUCUUCCUUUUCAAAAUGUAAGCGCAGUGAGAAACUUUCCCCACUGACCCCCAUUUGGGGUACUUUGUUCUCUUUCAUACAAAUUGCUAUUUAAUGAAUGCUGGCAGUAUCUGUCUCUGUCGGUAGCUGUAGUAGACGCUGUUCAAUUCCCAGUGAAUGAUAGCUAUUACCUGAAUCAUAUGAUCAAAGGGGGUGAUAUUUUGUACCACUGGUGACAUGGUACAUGGAUUAAAAAAAAAAAGGGAGUCCUCCAGAGCUGAGCUGUCAUUGAAUAUUGAACAAUCAGUUUGGGGAUGGCCUUUUACCUGGACGGGACGUUUGUGCCAUCUUCUCAGCACAAUGCUGUGAUUCGACUGGCUUAAAUGCACUGAACUUCUCAAUGGCUCUAGAUCUAGCAGAAGCGAUGUUGAAUGUGUGAUAUUUAUAGGGUAGUUUUAGUGGCAGGAGAGGUAAUUCCACUGCCAACCUGCGCUGAAAACAAGUGUAUAUUUGUUUGAUAGUUAAAAUUCUGUAGCUAGCAAAAUCUGGGAGCUCUUUGUAGGUUAGCUGUGGUCUGACUUCAUGCACUCUCCCACUUACUGUCCAUGUUUUGCUUUGCUUUUCUUCUCAGAGCUAGUAAUUCUGUGUGAUCAGUAUACUAAUGGGUGAUGAUUUUUUUGUUUAAAAAGAAGCCACUGUAAUGAUGCAAACAAAACUUUCCUACAUUAGUUUAUGAUUUCAGCUUAAAAAGUGUGCAGAUUAAGUAUUCAUGAUUAUAACUGGUCUAAUCUUUUUAUUAUUAUUUAUUUAGAAGCAAGAUUGGAACAUUGGCAGAGAAGGGAAACCCUUGAAAACAUAAAGCAUUGUUUGGUUGUUUUUUCAUUUCCUGAAUUUGACCUAUAUAGAAAUGGUUUAGGUCUGCUCCACCUGAAAAUCUAUUUUUCAAUUAAUUUUUUCUUUGUCAAAGAAGAAUUUGCUCAGCUCUAGUCAUAAUGUCCUUGUGCUUACAUAUUACUGUUUCUAUAUAUGUUUUGGCAUCUGGGUUUGACACAGAUUAUUAGACCAAAGCAGUCAUACCUUUCCUUAUAUUUAACUGACUGAUUUCCAAUCCCAUGUGGAUACACUGAUUAUCAUAUUAAGUAGGUUUGGGGAUAAGGCACGUAUGAAAAUUAUGAACAUACCUGAAUAGGACACAUCUUAAUAGCUGCAUGACAGAGAUGCAGGAGAACGACACUGAUCGUGUCAUGGGAAGAAUGACAGACUGCUUAAUGCUGUGUCUCCGUCUGCACGUGCCGUAGCCCUUCCACCGAGCAGUGCUGUUCCCGACGAUUACCAGAUUUAUUGACCAAACAGCCUGAAUUCACCGUUGGCCACAGCAAGGAUCACGAUCAGCCACAUUGCCUCCACGUUGCUUCCUAAUGAAGGCAAAUAAAAAGAUCUGUAAUGUUUCAUUGCUUCGGAUAAGAAACACCCCAGGCUUUUUGUUGCCUAUGUAAGUACCCUCUGCUGUGUUCUGCUUUGCCUUUUUCUGUUUGGUUGGGUUUUGUUUGUUUGUUUUUUCAGGUAGGAUAACUUCUUCUAGAAUAUUCCCAGCAAACACAAAAACCCACACAAAAUUAAAUGAAAAGGAAGGUCUGAAUACUUCAGUAGAACAUCUUGAGGCAAAGGGGUUGUUUUCAUUACUGAUUUUUUCGCAGGGCUUUCUGUUGUAUUUUCAAACAUGUUUAUUAGGAGGAAAAGAGAGAGCGUUUUGCAGGUGUUCAUCACUUCUUUUGCAAAAAUAAACCAUGUGAUUAUUUAGUGAGUACAUCUUUAGAGCAUGGUGCCACACAGCAAAGCUGAACAGGCACGGUAGCCGUGUUCCUAUUCUCUGCCACAGUGACUGAAGAAUUACGUGAUACAGCUCUGUUGGGACUUGACAAGGAAUUUUUCAUCAAGGAGAACACAGUUCAGAGCAAAUAACGUGAUUAGUUUGUUUGGGUUUCUAUUAAAACCUCCUCCCAGCUUUGCUCAUACUUCUAUGUAUUUCAUAUAGAACAAUCGUUACAAAAUAACUGGCAAUUCACUGCAGUCUUUAGAAGGGUAGUUCUCCUAAUAAAUGAAAAAGGGGAGGUGCCCAUAAAGACUACGAGGAGCAGCACAUUCCUGAAACACAUACUUCAUGGGAUUUCUUAUGAAUGUAAUGGUUAAUUCGGUAAAUGACUGGAUAAAUCUUACGGAAAGAAACUAUUUGACAUUAUUCUUUGGCUUUUUGAUUUUGUGACAUCUAGUAGCCAGUUUGCAUUAAUUGCUGCUGUAGAGAUUUUGUAUUUGUUCCUUGAAUUUUAGUUUGUAAAAAGACCGCUACGUUUUGUUAAAACUGCUUUGAAGCUUGCUGCACUGUAACUUCAAAACAAUGUGCUAUCAUUUGAAAUAAGCCAAAUGUAUAUGCUUUUUAUGAAUUAGUGAGUGCAGUAAGAGAGAAUUCAUGAUCUUGUCAAUAGGAGCUUUUCUGUUUUCAUUGUUUGGACUUGGUUUAAUAUGUGUAAGUUAAAAUUGCUAAGUAAGUCUAACAAUGUUUUGCUUUAAAUGAACAGCAUGGUCAUUGAAUUACAAUCUGUAGUUUUGUGGUGUCACUAAAACAGGUUUCAUUGUUUUAUUUCAUUUCUGUGAUAAUUCCACGUGACUCUGAAUGUCCAGUAAUUCAUUUUUUUUAUUUAGAGCAAUCAUGGCUACAUUAGGCAAUACAUCACUACCAUCAAAGAAGGACCAAGUUUUGAAAUGCUCUGCAUGUUAAAUAAUGC
Pygoscelis adeliae (Adelie penguin) is the source of this 5493-nucleotide messenger RNA. RefSeq names its product phosphatidylinositol transfer protein, cytoplasmic 1 (gene PITPNC1). Gene Ontology annotation, molecular function: phosphatidylinositol transfer activity; phosphatidylinositol binding. Gene Ontology annotation, biological process: phospholipid transport. Gene Ontology annotation, cellular component: cytoplasm. The transcript is spliced from 10 exons. Lineage: Eukaryota; Metazoa; Chordata; Aves; Sphenisciformes; Spheniscidae. The record is from RefSeq and is a predicted model, not a curated record. Bases 435 to 1241 code for a protein of 268 amino acids.